AUGUACUUUGUAGUAAAUAGUAUUGGGGACGAGAAAAAGGUUGCCGCUUUAUUAACUCUGUUGGGAGAGAAGACGUAUGCAUUGUUGAGAAACUUAACGUCACCCCAAAAGCCAGCAGAAAAGACGUACCAGGAACUUUGUCAAUUAUUGAAGACACAGUUAUGUCCCAAACCUCUGGUGAUUGCGGAACGAUUCCGUUUUCAUAAACGUAAUCAGGCGACAGGCGAACCUAUUUGUGAUUUCACAGCCGCUAUAAGGAGAUUAGCAGAACAUUGUGAAUUCAAUGAUAAUCUCGAAAACACAUUACGUGAUAGGUUUGUUUGUGGGUUGAAGAAUGAAGCGACACAACGUAAGCUAUUGUCAACGGCUGACUUAAGCUUGAAAAAAGCAAUUGAAAUCGCCACUGCGAUGGAAACAGCUUGCAAAGACGCAGCUGAAUUACAUUAUACGGCAUCAGGAAGUUCAAAUGUAAACAAAAUAGGAAAGAAGCCACCGAGUAAACGACAAUACCGUAAAGACGCGACAUUGAAGCCACAACAAAAAGGGAAAUAUUCCAAUACACGGUGCAUACAUUGUGGUAAAUCAAACCACCAGUCUGACAAGUGUAGACUAAAGAAUGCAAUUUGCCAUAGUUGCAGUGAAAAGGGACACAUUAAGACUGUCUGUCCAAACCCCAGAAAUGUGAACGUAAUUGACGAAACGAAAAAUGACAGUGUGUAUGUCAUAAACAAAGUGACCAGCGAAAGAACAUCGAGAAUUCUUCUAUAUCCGGUCAUCAAUGAAAAACAUGUUGAAAUGGAACUAGACACUGGGUCUGCAGUUACCAUUAUUUCAGAACAAAACAUAAAACAAUUGUUUGGAAAUAUCAAACUGGACAAACCCUACUGUAAGCUACAAUCAUAUUCUGGGGAAACAAUACAGCAAGUUGGAUCUGCUAACGAGCGUGUUGACUACAACAACCAAACAAAGGAUUUAAGACUUUGUGUAGUUAAAGGCAACAAACCAUCCUUAUUUGGGAGAGACUGGUUGAGUGAGAUAAAUGUUGACUGGAUUAGCGUCAUGCGCGUCAAUAACAUUGAAUCGCAAAAAGAUCGUUUUGCGAAUAUGAUGAAUAAAUAUGAUUCUGUAUUCAGCGACGGUAUUGGUCACGCUAAAGGCUUCAAGGCAAAAUUAACGCUGAAAGACGAUGCCACACCCAAGUUCAUGAAGGCAAGGUCGGUUCCGUUUUCAAUGAAACCAAAAAUCGAGAAAAAACUUGACAACCUUGAAAGACAAGGGAUAAUAACGAAAGUAAAUACAAGCGAAUGGGCUACACCAAUCGUACCUGUUUUUAAAUCAACGGGAGAUGUCAGGAUUUGCGGAGAUUUCAAGGUCACGGUCAACCAGGCGCUGAAGGUUGACAAGUAUCCACUUCCACGUGUUGAUGACAUUUUCGCUAAUCUGUCACAGGGACAGAAAUUCACGAAACUGGAUUUACGCCAGGCGUACCUACACUUGGAGGUCGACGACGACAGCAAGGAGUUACUGACAAUCAAUACACAUCGGGGACUAUACCGCUAUAACCGGUCUGUAUAUGGAAUUGCCUCACUUCCAGCGAUAUGGCAGCGCACAAUGGACACAAUACUUCAGGGAAUUCCGGGAGUACAGUGUAUACUGGAUGACAUGAUUGUCACAGGGGACAGUGAUCAAUCGCACUACGAAAAACUGGGAACGAAUACACGUCGAUUUUGCUGGCCCAUUUUUAGGACGAAUGUUUAUGGUAAUUGUCGAUGCACAUAG
Mya arenaria is the source of this 1779-nucleotide messenger RNA. RefSeq lists its product as uncharacterized. The record is from RefSeq and is a predicted model, not a curated record. NCBI's taxonomy places the organism in Eukaryota, Metazoa, Mollusca, Bivalvia, Myida, Myidae. The transcript has a single exon. Gene Ontology annotation, molecular function: nucleic acid binding; zinc ion binding. Bases 1 to 1779 code for a protein of 592 amino acids.